Messenger RNA from Nomia melanderi (Alkali bee), 6179 nucleotides. It is a transcript of the gene prage, whose product is annotated as RNA exonuclease prage. Gene Ontology annotation, cellular component: nucleus. NCBI's taxonomy places the organism in Eukaryota, Metazoa, Arthropoda, Insecta, Hymenoptera, Halictidae. The record is from RefSeq and is a predicted model, not a curated record. Gene Ontology annotation, molecular function: protein binding; nucleic acid binding; exonuclease activity.
GACGACGAAUCACCGGAGGCACGACACUCGCGCGAACGACGCGCGACGAUAUCUAAACGACGAGGCUCGGCACUCUCUCGUUUCUUCGCACGAAAACGAAACAGAGUCGCCGGCAUUUCGGCUCGCGCAUUUGGAUUCCCAUCGUUGCUCCUGUUGCCGGUAAAAAGAAACAAUGACACGAAAUCCGGUGAGUGUUCGCCGUUGAAUACGCACAGCGGAGCCCGUCGCGACGACAGGGGUCGUUGUCGGAGGAAAUUUGAAAGUUCGAAGUGUGCCGUGCACGAAAUCCAAACUCGGUGACCCAGAAACGACCUGCGAGCGGUAACUUUAUCAUCGGCAGACGAAUCUCGCAACGGUGCCAAGAGAAAAAACCGAUCCAGGGGGCCGAGGAAUGCGAACGUUGUUCUUUCGACUCGGUACGUGAGUACGAGCCACUCUUGCGGUCUAGAAACGUACACCGCGACGAGACACCCGGCGACGGUUACGAAAUUCGCGCCACGGAACCGGAUCCUUCCGGCUAGAAGGGUUUGCGUAAGCUCCUCACACGGACCGUGUGUUUACCUCGAGAAGAGCACUUAGUUUUUUCAAACCGACCACCGAGCGUCGACUGAGAAGAAAAAAAUAAUCGAAUUUCGAAGAAGAGGAUCGAGGAGAGAGACAGGAGUCGAAGGGUCCCUGUCGACUGCUGGGUACCGAGUCUAUCCCAUGGUGUCGCGUCUCUAUGAUCCACUUUGUCCGCGGCGGAACACGCGGCAGCCGGCCGAUAGCGUAUCCCUGUCUAUAAAGCUCGUGGUCGCGGCCCGCCGUGGAGUUGACGCACUGGCCACGAUCGUUGCGCGAUAACUCGUGUUUUUUGGAACGCACGCGGUCGUGUGUGUGGGACUCGGUCGCGUUUCGUGCUCGCGAUUCACGUUGGAUUUCGAACGGAUCCCGGGACGAGUCGGGGAAACGUGCGUCGUUGGUGCGGUGAGGUAAAGCGACGGGAUACAACACAGUGUUGAGUGACUACUCGAGACCACGCGGUGAAGAUGGAGGAAACAGAGCCGAGUACCGCGCCGCGGUUCAUCGUGUCCAUGCUCGUCCUCAUGACCACGUUAUUCUUCGGCGUGAUCGUCAUCGUGAUCGUUUACAUCGUUAGCCGGUUGUCACGGUCCGGCCGAGCCACGGAUUCACCGAAAAAUGCGGUAGAAUCGGAAAAAGUGAAAUUCGAGGACCUAAGGGAGCCCACGACCGGACCGCCUGGGACUGGGACAACUGGAGGAGGCGGUAUAGGCAGCAACAAACGCGCCAAGAACAAGAAGAGGCGCGAGGCGCAGCAAGAGUUCACGCACUCGUGGAUGGUGGGUGCGUUGAAGGGACACACGGCCCCUGUUUUAGACAUGAGUUUCUCUAGUAACGGCAAGUUCCUCGCAAGUUGUGCUGAAGAUUGCGUCCUGCGGCCGAAAGUGGAGGUGCUGGACCCUGGAGAGACGGAACUUUACGGAUCAAGCAAGGACACCAGCCGAGAGACGCCUUCGUCGACCAAACCGGCGGCCGGGAAGAGCAAGUCCCCGUCAUCCCCGUCGUCGUCCUCGUCCUCGUCGUCGUCGUCGUUGUCGACCGGCGCCGGGUCAUCGGGUAGCUCGGGCUCACUGGUGAAAGAGGACCGAGCGAUCCUGAGCAGGAGACAGCGGAAGAACAGGACUAGAGGGCCCAGGGAUCAACGCCGCGAGCGCGACGACGAGGACGAGCAGCCCGAGCAACAACAGCAACAGCGACACCGCAGACACUGUCGGCCGCAGUAUUCCAACAGCGCCACAGGAAACGGGGCAUCAAUCGACGCAGCCUCCGGAGAGGUUAGAACUGCAACAGUGUCCAGAAGGGACGGUUCGCAAAAUGAUGUACAUAAGGACGAGCCGAAGAUCGGCGAUAUCGACGACACCAUGGACGUGUCUGGCGCAGACGGCAACGGCACCAGGCUGUCCAGGGUGUUUUAUAGCAGCUUGCGCAGGGAGUUGCGUCACUUAAGCGAUGCGUCGCUAGCUUCCCUGUUGCGCAGGUACACGUUGACCGGGGAGCAGUUGGCCCAUCUAGGCUACCCCAUCGAGUGUAGCUACUACCCGGGUUACGUAGUUAUACUCAAUUAUCACCAGCACCCGGUGGCCCAUCGGGCCAGAGCCUAUCACCAUCUGGACGCCAAUGCCCGCGAGUUCGUGCCCGGCAACGGUGGCGCGUCCUGGACGACGGUGGAGAGCGAGGCGGACAGCGGCAACUGCAGCAGCAGCAGCAGCUCGGUGGACAGCUCGGAUCUCGAGCAAGAGAGCGCCUCGGACAGCGACAAGAACUCGGACAUAGGCGAGUCCUCGUCGGCAGAUUCCGCUUCUUCGUCCUCGUCCUCUUCGUCCGGCACCGGCUACCAGGAGAAGUCCAGGAGGAACUCGACGCCGGAACCCUACGAGAUGAUCGUCGCGGAGAGACGGUGCGCCAGGUGCUACAAGAGCUUCUACGUGAACCGCGAGGACGGGCAGUACCUGCACGAGGAGCGGUGCGUGUACCACUGGGGCAAGUUCCGCAGCUGCAUGGUGGACGGCGCCCACCACGACACGUGGGAGUGCUGCAGGGACAAGGAGGGCUCCAGAGGGUGCACCACCGCCAGGAUGCACGUGUGGACCGGCCUGUUCCCCGGGUACAACGGCCCGUUCGACGGCUACGUGCGGACGCGACCCGCCAGGACCGUGCCCAAGGACGGCAACUACGGUGUGUACGCGUUGGACUGCGAGAUGUGCUUCACCAGGCGGGGCCUGGAGCUGGCCAAGGUCACCGUGGUCGAGGUGGACGGCAGGGUGGUGUACGACACCCUGGUCAGGCCCGACGCCGAGGUGAUCGACCACAACACCCGGUUCAGCGGGAUCACGGCGAGCGACCUGUCGAGGGCGUCGAAGACCCUCAGGGACGUGCAGAAGGACCUGACCAGCUUCGUCCACGCGGAGACGAUACUGAUCGGCCACGGGCUGGAGAACGACCUCAGGGCGCUCAGGAUACUCCAUCCGACCGUGGUCGACACGUGCAUCACGUUCCCACAUUUCCUUGGCUACCCCUUCCGCAGCAGCUUAAAGACACUGGCCAGGACCGUGCUGCGGAGGGACAUUCAGGUCACGGAACACGACUCCGUCGAGGACGCGAGGAUCGCGCUGGAUCUCAUGCUGAAGAGGAUUCAACAUGACCUCUCGUAGAACGGGAGACGGAGAGUGAGUCGAGGGAGGACAAAGAGAGGCCGAGAGAAAGAAGGUACCAUGCGCUCGAGAACGUAGACUGUGUAACUGCCGGUCGCAUUGGUACGGCGGUCGAGGGAGAGGAUGUCCGUCACGGGGUCCCUCGUUGCACCGUUGUCCCGUCGGCGACCCGUUUCUUCUUUUCCUGCCUUCUUCCAUUUUGCUAGUUUCCAUCGUCUUCUACGCGACGUCUUCUCUCCUCUCUUUGUACCCUCGACGCGGAUCAAGGUGCUAACGAGAACGGACACCGGUGAUCCGCAGCGCCGCGCAAACUCUCUUCCGUCAGUGUUCAGUUCCAAGUGAAGUCUGUGAUACGUUACAUAUACAGAAAAAGAAACUCACGCGCGCCAGCUCGCUAGCUCGCUCGCACGCACGCACGCUCGCUCGCCCGCUCGCUCGCCCGCCUGCCCGCGCGAUCCUCGAUUCUCUUCAGGGACGCGCGAUCACUCGCACAGAUGGACUUUAGACAUACGCAUCACCCAUGUACACAUACUCGAUCGAUCAUGAGCUCAGUCUCUCAUCGUGUACGCGACGUGUUUCGGUACGCGUGCCGCACGUUGUCGAGGAAAUGUUCGGCGUGGUUGUGCCGUGGUGCACGCGGGAACAGAGGACGAUUGAUUUUUGCCUGGAUUCCCCUCGACGCGUUCGAUGUCGUUUCGACCUCGAUCGCGUUUCGUCGGAUCCAACGGACCUGCGUGAAGUAUUCGGACGUUGAGAACAGUCAUUGAGUUCCUAAACGUAAUCUUGUAACAGCAAGCGACUGUGCCUGUGGCAUUAAUUGCAGUCUCUUAAGGUACACUGACGCUGAUAGCUGAGCCGUUAAUUCCCGUGUAGUCGACGCAUUUUUCCUUCUGAGCCGGUGUUCCCGUUUUCUCUCGCGUCCACCACGCCGCGCACGUCUACUCGAAUAUUCUUUUUAUUCUAGAAUCUCUGAUAUUUUUAGGACCAGACGAAGAUGUUUUAGUUUGACGCGAUUUCUCUUUUUUUUGUUCCUUCGACGGUGUUUAUGUACCUUAUUUAUAGCAUAGUAGCUCGUACGAAAAGUCUGGUGCACGAGGUGUGUCGCCGAUGAUCCGAUCGUGGAUGUCAAACGACCCUCGCCCGGGAUCCAGUACCGGAUGGGUGGCAACAACCCCGCCCACCGCACGCAGGGGGAAAAUCUAAUAGAAUUUUUCUCCCCCUCUCAUCUUUCUCCCCCAUUUUCUUGGUUUUAUUUCUACAGUUUCUUGGUGGCGACGUUGGUCGAGUACUUGGAAUAUGAUAUAUGUAUGAGUGCAAAAGUGUUGUUUGUACACUGAGUUCCACGUGUGUGUAUGUGUAUAAUUAAUGAUAGUACAUGUAGCAAUAAACCACGAAUCGCGCGUUGUUUUAUCUAAUCUCUUUCGAGUUGACUCGCGUAUGUGCCGAGCCGCGGGAGUACUCGACAGAAAGUAUAAUUAAAAUAAAUGGAUCAUUUUCCAAGUAUUCAGACAAUCGGGGAUGAAAAGUGUUACUUCCAACAAAAACACACUCUCAGCAUUCGUCGUGAAGUGCUUCUCGAAGUAUUUUCAAGAAAAUUCAUAUCUUUCCCCCCUUUUAUCUUAACAAUAUCCGUUUUCCUUCGACUCCCAAGUUGCGUCCAGCUGGGCUACCGGAACGCUGAUGGUAAUUGAGGAUACUUACCUAACCCGGGUAGUAACUGCACCCGAUUGGGUAGCCCAGGUGGACCAAUUGUUCCCCGGUCAGCGUGUCCUGCGCAACAGGGAAGCUAGCGACGCAUCGCUAAAGUGACGCAGCUCUUUGCGCAGGCUGCUAUAAAACACCCUGGACAUCCUGGUGCCGUUGCCAUCAUCUGUGCCAGGCACGUCUAUGGUGUCAUCAUUGUCGUUAUCGCCGGUCUCCGGUUCGUCCCGAUACACAUUAUCCUUUGCGACCUGUCCCUUCGAGACGCUGUUGCGUUUCUAGUCUUUGCGGCGGCAGCGUCGGUUGAUUACUCCGUUUCUUGUCGUGCUGUUAGAAUCCUGCGACAGCAUUGUUCGCAAGUGUACAGGAAACAAAAACUCUUCUUACGCUCGCAGAAAGUAUUCAAAGAAUUCGAAAAGUAGUAAUAUAAAGUUCCUUCGAAGCACUUCACGAAUCCUAAGCGUGUGGAAGUACUUGAGCGCGCGUGUAAAAAAGAAAUAUAACCCAAGUACUUCGAACCUCUCGAGAGAACCUUGAAGUCUCGAGAUCUCGCGCGAAAGUAUACUUCGAGUCGUCCUGCCGAUCAACGAAUCGCCAUCAUAUAAAAUGAUCUCAGUAAAUAAGUUCCAAGUAAAUAACGAAGAAACGAAGUAAAGAAAACUGGCAUGAGGAAAAACAAAAUACGGGGAUUCUCCUGUAUUCGAUUAGGUAUAAUCCGCGCGACGUUUUCCUCGGCAAGCGCGCUACUGCGCACCCAACACGCGCGUGUAAAUGGACUUUCUGCGUGGAUCGUGUACCAUUGCACCUGUGUGUAAUCGAAACACACGCAAAUGAGUACAGCUAAUGAAACUACGAACGACACGAUUCCAUUGCCUUAUUACAUAAAAAAAAACCAAUUUAAAAAUUGCCGUAAUUCAAAUGUUCAUUCUUUCUCGCGUAUCAAUACUAAUCAGUGAAACGUAUCAGUUUAUAUUUUCCAAUAUCCUAGUCGUUCGUACACUUUCAUUACCUGGACAUCCGUGUAUACACACGUGCAAUAAAUAUCUGUAAUAGAGUAUACAUUUAUGAGUGUAUAUAUAUAUACAUUUCUAUAUACAUAUAUACAUACAUACAUCUAUACGUCUACGUACACUCGAAUACGUAUGCGCGCAUACGUACGCGUCUUUAUACCUUUACGACCUUCCUCAUGCAUAUUUCAUCCGAUGUGGUUUUUUCGUACACGUACAGCGAGAGGAGGACACGCGGCGUCAUUGAUGCUGGUAAGUG